AUGUCAGCCAUAAUCCCUCUCACGACAUCUUCCACACCUUCGUCUCAUACUUCCCCAGCACCCAAAACACCUCAACCACUUCAACCGAUCCCAUUGACUGCUUCGUCAAGAGACGGCGAAGAUAUACAGAUGAUAUCGAGGGAAAUCACACCUUCAUCUCCAUCUGCCAGCGCAAGUGCAAGUGCGAGUGCGAGUUCACCUAGAUCUGCAUUAGGUUCUGGCACAGGAUCGGGAUCAGGUUCGAUGACGCUGGUCGAGAAUAGUCAGAAUAAUCCUGAUGAGGUGAUCAUGGGAGGAAACGGUUAUGAUAAUAAUGGGAACGGAAAAGGUAUUGGAGGUGACGUAGAUAGAUUCCUGAAGAAGAUGGAGAUGGAGAAGAAAAUGCAAGCACUUCAACAACGUCUAGAAUUAGCUUCGAUAAAAGCUACGCACGGAUGGAAAGAUAUGUCCAUCAAGGAAAUUGAGACUAAAUUACCUCCUCCUACAACCCAACGCAAUCGACAACCAUCUUUACUACCUGCCUCACCUAUCGUCGGCUCGCCAAGUAGGACUUCGACGAUCCCUUACGAGCCACCAUCACCUUCUCGACCAUGGCAAUUGAUUGAUGUUUUAUGGCAACCCUUACCACCACCUUCGCACGGGCGCUAUCCACCUUCACCAUCCAGUCCGAAGAAACGUUCGAGGACGGACGAUCACGAUGCAUAUACGAAUAGUCGAUUGAAUGGAUUGGGUCUACCUCCAAGUCCACACCGACAGAAACAUCCCAAUGGGAGUGUACAUAGAAGAGCAUCAAGUUCGAUCGGCUCAUCUUCGACUUCGGUCGGUCAUAAGAAUGGAUUCACAAGUCCAUCUUCACCAUUACGAUACAAGUUUGAUGAAAAUCCUAAAUCGACUGGGAUACCGAAGAAGAAAAGAUCGUAUUCACAUUCAAAUUCGAACUACAUUAACAGGAAAGUUGUAGCUACCACUACAAGUCAAGAUGUUGAUGCUGCCAAGGCUUUAACUCAUAUGUUAUCUUCAGGUGGAUUAUCGGAUGAUGGAUUAGGAGACACGUCGACCGGAUCUUCUUCGAAACUGGCAGCUCCAUUUUUACUUUCUUCACAUUCUUUACCUAUUCCCGAAGCGUUCAAGAGAGAUCGAUCGAGCUCACCUACCAUACCAUCCGCUUCGCCAUCGAAAUUACCCACACCGAAGGGAGGGAUAGGUAGGACGACAAGUAUAAGUAUAAAUACGAAAACACCCAAUUCACAUACUCGACAUAAAAUACCGGACAGCGGAAGUUCGACAGGCACGACGACAGCACCUGGUACAGGUGGAAGAACGAGGGAAGAAGAUAAGAAUGCAGCAGAGUUGAUGAUGUUUCUCGCCCAUUCACCAUCACCUAUGAAAACGGUACACUCGCAAGAAGAUGAUAGACCGAGUUUGGGUAUGGCUGCUAGAGUUUUGUUCGCGGAUGAAGAAGAACCUUCAAAUGACAAGGAGGCUAGUAAAGGUGGUGCCAGUGGUGCUAGGAGUAGUAAUUUGGUUUUGGCAGAUCCCAUCUUACCGGAAAAGUGA
This is a messenger RNA of Kwoniella mangroviensis CBS 8507, 1557 nucleotides long. RefSeq lists its product as uncharacterized. The transcript is spliced from 3 exons. NCBI's taxonomy places the organism in Eukaryota, Fungi, Basidiomycota, Tremellomycetes, Tremellales, Cryptococcaceae. The coding region runs from base 1 to 1557 and encodes 518 amino acids. The record is from RefSeq and is a predicted model, not a curated record.